UUCGCACCGGUUCAGUCCACCGGAAUCAGCGAAGCGAAGCGGUUCGAAGCCAAACCUCCGGCGGGCCACGGGUCGCGGAUCGUUUGUCGGUUUACGUCGUUUUAUUUUGUUGUUUUGUGUGGUUUUUGUCUUUAUUUUGCUUUGACUGCUUUUACGUCUACUUUGUUCGUGACGUGCUCAAACGCUCGAAAAGGGGCGCGAACCUCGCGUGAUUAGCACGUGCUGCUGUGGUUGUUUAUUUUUACUUUUCUUUUUUUUUUACAACACGUGAUUGGCUAAGAUGCUGGGUGGAAGUGUUGUCUGUCCGGUGGUUCUUUCAAUAAUUUAAAGAAUGAACAAUUCGAUGAAGUUUUGUGAUAAAAGUGCUUGCAAUCAAGUGAUGUGGAAGAAAUAAAGGAGCAAAUUACACAUACAAAAUCAUCAAAUCAAUAAAGAGAAAUAAACAAAAUUGUUACAGCUAAAUAAGCGGGUGUAUUUGGUGCCGCUAGGAGAAUCUACGAAAAAGUGCCAUAGUCAUUGCAAUUAUGAAUAAAGUGCCCUCCCGCAUCCAAAUUAGUGAUACAAACAAACGCGAUAACUAGCAAUGUUUAUGUUCAAGUUUCCUGUCGUUUAAUGUGUGUGAGGCGUGUGUUUGUGUGUUUGUGUUGACCAACGUUCCAGUGGCCCAAAACUCAACGCUGUAUAGUAAUGUUGUUUGAAAUACGAUAAGCUACCCUACAUAGAACAACAUUCACCAGUUCCCUAAUUGAUUGUCCUUACUGCUAGACUAAUAAGCAGAGCUUACCGUACCAACCUUGGCAUUACAAUUAGGUGCAAUUUGAAUCCAUUUUAACGGAAGAAAAUGUACCAUAAAUCAUGCUAUUACUGCGUGCUGGUGUAGGCUUAAAGUACGCAGCAUGCUGUACAAAACCCGUCGCCCGUAGCUAAAUGUGGAUUCAUAUGUAGCUGUGUCCUAGAUGACACAGCAUGCAGCAUUACAUUUGCUCAGCCUAACAGCGAUUAAAGUAAUCCAGCAAACGUAUUUGCUACAAAAACAAGAAGGUCUCGGGUCCGAGGUUUGUUUGCGAAGUGUUUGACCCACCGCGAGCGUGACCCUAACAUCCAGUAACCCAUUAACCCUGAGGUUGCGUCCACCUCCGCGUGUCCCCUCGCUGUCGGCACAAGGUGGGAAGGCAAGGUCGCCCGAUUAAAGUAGCACAAUCGGGCAGCACCGCGAAACGCAAUAGCCGAAAGUGGUGUUAGUAGUAAGUUCGGCCGCGGGGGGGUGAUGGAAACGAUUAAGAGGGAAAAUAUACAGCUAGGUGAUAAUAGAAAACUGGUGGCCACGAUGGGCGGCCCACUACCACCAUCAGCAAUCGGCGCUACGGCCAGCAGCAGUACGGUGGUCGUCCGGUCGUCACCAACACAGCCAACACCGCCCCAGUCGGUCGCCGAAGCGAGCGUCGUCAAUCCGGUCACGGCACUGUGCGAGGUGGUCGACCAGCGCCAGGCACCGGGCGAGAAGUCAGUUCAUCCGCAGUCGCCGACGUCGCACCGUGCGUGGUUUCGGAAGUCCAACACUUGUGGCAGCCUGUACGUACAGUGUGGCUGCACCGUAGAGCCCGGUGACGACACGCAACCGAACGACCAGCAACGUCACAGUGAUCCUGCCUGGAGUUCCAUCCCACCCCGUCCGCCAGUGCCGACGCGACCCAUUUCGCUGUCCGAUAAGGACAUUCGACGGAUUCGCCCCCGGACCGAUAAGCCCCCGUUCAUACACCCGGACAGCCCGACGACGGUGUACAGCGGUGCGGUCGUUCCCCACGAUGCCUCGGUGAGGAAGUCCCACCCCAACCGUGCCCUUGUACCGACGGCACAAACCGCCAACGGGGACUACGAAAUUCUGCACACGGCACAUUCCAAGCGCUACUCGACACCGACCAUCGGCACCGGGUACGCCUUCCAUCCGGAGUUUGUCCUGCAAAAGCUUGGCCCAAUCGGUGACGAGACUGGCGGUGCGGCUCAAAUCCAGUCCCCCUCGCCCCAGUCGGAACCGGUGCGCGGCGGUGCGGCGAAAGUUGUGUUCAAGCAAAGAAGCUGCACAAGCUACCCGGGACUAGCGGAAGGCAGUGAACCGUUCGGGGCGUCCUUUUCGAACGCGUCCAGCAUCGAGGAAGUUGGGUCAGCUGUAGUGCGGUGCCAGGACGCUGAAAUCGUCCGUCUGCCUUCGCUUGGGUCGUUCGAGGAGCUUCAGCGACGGCAAAGUGUGAGUUCGCCGCCACAGCAACAGCAACACCAACCAGCCGUCACCGUGAGCGACACUGGUGGUACCCUUGACACGACCGGACAUUGCCGCGGUGUGCUAAUUGAAUCAAACAGCAACAGUGCGGGCAAAGCGAGCAGCGCGUACGCCAUCCCGGCACGGAAGGGCAGGCAGCUGUUUGUGGACAGUGGCAGCGAUCAACUUAGCGUCUCGCUCGACACUGGGCGCGAGGCACACCGGCGGAGCGAGGCAGCCCACCAACAGCCCGGUGCCGUUGCGAGCUGCAUCAGUGCAGAGAACAGCCCGCCGAGCCCACCGUCCCUGCUGCUCAGCCCGGUCAUACCGUCAAAGUUCGACUGCUCCGCGAAGGAGUACCUGAUACAGUCCGGCAUACUCGGUCCGAUGGGUAAUGGGUCGUCGCUGCUCAUGCGCAAAACCUCCAAGAUUGUGCCGAACAUUGAUACGCCGGUGAAGGAGCGGAUACGUAAAAAUUCGGUAAAGUUUUGGGGCAAAGUGCUUACCGAGGAUCGGCGAAAAUCGCUCACCGGUCAGUGUGACAGUUUGCAGUCGUACGGCAGCUCAAUGACGAUCAGCGGUACCGAACCGAACAGCCUGGAGGAGGAGCUCGUUGGUCUGCGCAGGCUGCUGAGGGCGCGCGACGACGAGAUCGACAAGCUGCGGCGUGAGAUCGACAAGCUGAAGAGUGUACUACAGCAGAAGGCAAUCAACAGCCUCGAGCAAACGAGCAUACCAUCGGGACAGCAGCGGCUAACGCUGACCAGCCCGACGGGCACACCGUCGCACAAGGGCCAGCAUGUGGCCGAGGGUGAGCUGCUGUCCAGCAUACAGGCCAACUACGCGAUGGCCGGUCAGCCGCUGUCCGAGCUGUUUGGCAUAUCCGGCAACAGCUUCAAGCUGCACCAGAUGAAGUCGGUCAAGGGCAUCACGCUGCAGGCGAUGAAGAAGCAGGGCGUGUCGGGCGAAAGCUGCGACCUGAUGGGUAGCCAGUCGAGCGACAUUAAGAUACCAAAGUACAAGAAAGAUUUCAGUGCAAAGCAGCUGAUCAAAGACGCAAUCAUGGAGAACGAUUUCUUUAAAAAUAUCGACUCGCUGCAGAUAAGAGAGAUCGUCGAUUCGAUGUACAGCCGAGAGUUUCGCAAGGGUGAGUACGUCAUCCACGAGGGUGAGGCCGGAUCGCAUCUGUACGUGUCGGCGGCCGGUGAGUUUGAAGUCAUCAAGGAUAGCAAGGUGCUAGGGGUGAUGGGACCGGGCCGGGCAUUCGGUGAGCUCGCCAUACUAUACAACUGCACGCGAACGGCAUCGAUACGAGUGCUAUGUGAUUCCCGCGUCUGGGUGCUGGACCGGCGAGUGUUCCAGCAGAUAAUGAUGCGCACCGGAAUGCAGCGGAUAGAGGAGAACGUGAACUUCUUGAAGUCGGUACCACUGCUAAAGCACCUCAGCAACGAUGUCCUUACGAAAAUUGCUGACGUUUUGGAGGUGGAAUUCUAUCCGGCUGGAGCAUUCAUCAUACGGCAAGGUGCCGCUGGAGAUACGUUCUUUUUAAUUAGCCAGGGAACGGUGAAAGUAACUCAGCGGCUACCCGGACGCUCGGUGGAGGAAGAGAUACGCAUCCUCGUCCGUGGAGAGUACUUCGGCGAGCAGGCGCUCAUUAGGGAGGACAAGCGCACGGCCAACAUUAUCGCCAUGUCGCCCGGUGUCGAGUGUCUGACGCUGGAUCGCGAAUCGUUCACCAAGCACAUCGGCGACCUGUGCGAACUGCAGGAGAAAAACUACGGCGACGAGGAGCGAGUGCUUGCGUUCCGCAAUCUCGAGAACACUCACCCAUCGCUCGGAUCGUGUCAACCGGAGCUAAUGGAUGUGAAUCUAACCGACCUGGAGGUGGUGGGAACGCUCGGUGUCGGUGGGUUCGGUCGGGUCGAGCUGGUGAAGCUCGAGCGGAACGGUGAUACGAAGGUGUACGCGCUGAAGUGCAUGAAGAAGCGGCACAUCGUGGACACGCGGCAGCAGGAGCACAUGUACAGCGAGCGGAAGAUUAUGCUGGCCUGCCAGAGCCCGUUCAUCUGCCGGCUGUACCGCACGUACAAGGAUGCGAAGUUCGUGUACAUGCUUCUGGAGGCUUGCAUGGGCGGUGAGGUGUGGACGAUCCUGCGCGAUCGCGUUACGUUCGAGGACUCGACGGCUAAGUUUAUCGUGGCGUGCGUGCUGCAGGCGUUUGACUUUCUGCACGCCCGGGGCAUCGUGUAUCGGGAUUUGAAGCCGGAGAAUCUGCUGCUGGAUGCGCGGGGAUAUGCAAAAUUGGUUGACUUUGGAUUCUCCAAAUUCAUUGGCUACAGCAGCAAAACGUGGACAUUCUGUGGUACGCCCGAGUACGUGGCGCCGGAAAUAAUUCUCAACAAAGGGCACGACCGAUCCGUCGACUACUGGGCGUUGGGCAUACUGAUACACGAGCUGCUGACUGGCAUCCCACCCUUUACUGCAGCAGAUCCCAUGAAAACGUACAAUAUCAUACUGAAGGGCAUCGACAUGGUAAACUUCCCCAAGCACAUGUCCCGUGCCGCCGUCAGCCUUAUCAAACGGCUCUGCCGAGAUGUCCCAUCGGAGCGGUUGGGUUACCAGCGCGGUGGCGUACAGGACAUCAAAAAGCACAAAUGGUUCCAGGGUUUUGACUGGGAUGGUUUGAUCGCGCUCACACUUAAAUCCCCACUGCAGCCGAACCUGCUGGGACCGCUGGACAUGUCCAACUUCGAUAUCUUCCCCAAAGACUUAGACAUUCCGCCGGACGAGCUGUCCGGGUGGGAUGCCGAUUUCUGAGAGCUUCUUGAGCGCUAACGCCACAACCGUUCGGGUAGUAGUGAUACGAAUAAUCUGCAAUAAUACAUGCCUAGCAAUAAGUUGGUUAAACGUUGUUUUUAUAGCGUUAAGAUGCAUUAAAGUAAAAAAAAAACACAGAACGCACACAAACAAACACACUGA
Molecule: messenger RNA, 5236 nt
Organism: Anopheles merus
Lineage: Eukaryota; Metazoa; Arthropoda; Insecta; Diptera; Culicidae
Gene: Pkg21D
Product: cGMP-dependent protein kinase, isozyme 1
Exons: 12
Coding region: 1268-5074 (1268 amino acids)
Biological process (GO): protein phosphorylation
Molecular function (GO): cGMP-dependent protein kinase activity; ATP binding
Source: RefSeq, a predicted model, not a curated record